CUCCGCGGCGCAAGGAGCAGCGCUGCGCUGGGGCUGUUCGUGGGAGGCAGCAAGCGUCAAGGGCUGCUGAUGUUUCUGCGAGGUUAGGGUUGGGUACAGCCUGACGGCUCGAGGGAGAGUUAGAGCAGCUUUGGAGGCCAGGCAGUGCAGUGUCUCACCCUCGGAAAUCUCGGUGAUCUCCUUGCCGCCACGGUGUUCCCGUGCCCUCGCAUUCUGCCUGGUGGUGUGUGAUCCCUUGGGGUGCGGAUCCACAGCGUGGUUGGGUUGGAAGGGACCUCAAAGCCCACCCAGCUCCAACCCUCUGCUGUGGACAGGGCUGCUGCCCUCCAUCACCUGUAAACAGGUGCGAUCUGAAAUUGUGUUAAUGACCACUGCUGGGGUAUGCGCUGCACUGACUCCCCCCAGUCUCCUUCUUUAAAAAAAAAAAAGUGAAAAAAGAGAGGGAAGGAUGGAGAUGUGACUCUUGUUUUCCCAAGAACCCCCCAGAGAAGCCCGUUAACACAGUCUCAUGGCUAAAAUUAUAUACUGUGUUUAUGUCUAUGUGUACAUAUGCAUAGAUGUGAGAGGGAGGAAACUCAGCUGCAAUUCUUGCAGUAAAUAUAGCCACCACGUGAUGAGUGUAAUGUAUAAUUAGCAUGACCUGAUGGUACAGAGCAGGAGGCUGACUCGGCACCGAGACACUUUGCCCUGUGCUCGUGGUGCUGUGCGCCGUGUCCCUGCUGGUGGAGCCGCUCUGGCUCUGCAAAGUGGAAGCACCGCUGGAAGCGGGAUCCGUGCUGCCCUGCUGUUCCACUCGGCACCCGUGUAGGUCCGCUCUCAGCCACGCUCGUGGCAGCGCUCCUGACCUGCUGACUGGCUCACAGCAUUGCACCCGCGGUGGAGAUGACUGGGGGGAAAUGCCAGGAAAACUUCUUACAUGAGUUCUUGGAUUCUGUUUCUGGCUGCGCUGUUGACUCACUGUGUGACCAGAGCUUAAAAAAUUUCACUGAAGCUGAGUCUGGUGCUUGGUUGGGUACCUGGGUCACUGCACCUCUCAGGCUACAUUCCUGCUGUAAGAAAAGAGAACAAUUAAAUCCUUAUUUUCUAGUGCCUAUAGCCGUGUUAUUAGUGUUAGACGUGUAAUUUCUAAGGCACACUUUUAUUUCUGCUGCCUUUUAUACUUUCUUUUCUAACGAUGUUUCACUUCCCUUUGGUGCAUUGUGACUUGUGUUCUUCUUACCCCCUUCAGAAACACAGAGAGCUAGAGCUCCCGUGUUUUCAUUGAGGAGCAGGGUGUCUGUGCCACAAGGGUGCUGUGAACUACCCCACGUUCCUUGCUCUUCCCUUGGCUCUCUGCUAUUGGAAGGAGGAGGACGCAGUCUCCUCUGUGUUUGGGUUCUGGGGCCUACUCCCGGCGAAUUUAGGUUCCUGCUUGUAGCUUUAACGCACAGUUGCACGUCAGAGUCUGCUUGAUUCUCCGCAAAGCAGAAUGAAAUCAGCCCGUGUCUAUUUGCUUGCAGUGUGAGAGAGCUCUGAGUAACGGUGUCACGUGAGCUGUUUGCACGCUUGGAGACCCACGGUCGCAGCAGUUACGUUGGGAUACAAACCCUACUUGGAUCUGUGUUUGCUUCUUUUAACCACGUGGAUUUCAGAGGAAGCCCUGCUGGCGCUUGCCAUGAGCAUAUGCUCUGCAAGUAACCUGGAAACACCCGCUUUGGAAAUAAGUCUCAUGCUUUGAAAUCACCUUUACUUUUUUGGAAGCACAGCUUCUGUUGGAUUAAGAGAUGCGUAGCUUUCACAGCAGCAUCUUUGGUCUCAGAAUCAUGAACAACAGCAGGAGGCGGUUCCAUUUUGGAAAUAUUAUUUAAUACAUCGCCGUCUUUUCCAGGCAGGCUGCAGAAUUCAGCUGCUCAGGCUGCAAGGUGGCUGCUGUUUCCUGGCGAACAGGAAGCAGUUCUGCUUUAUUGUGUGCCUCUGUGCAUUUUGGUUUUGUUACUGUUGAUGGAUACUCAAAAAGAGUACUCUCUUCUUUGAAUCUGUAGCAUUUUCUGGUGUAAAACUUCUAGGCACAGCCACCUGCUUUUUAUAUUAGCUCAUGCUCUUGGAAACAGUUUUGCCGGAAACAUAUUUAUGUGGUAUUUGCAAGCGGAAUCAUUGCAGUUCUAAUGUAUAAAACUUUGCUGCAGCUCUGUGUCGUAAUCUCAGAAAGGCUGCACUGUACAGGAGUGACAGGCACGUAGGUCAGUGCUGCACUGCAAAGAUUUCUUCAGUGUUAGGAGAGUUAAAGCGUAACCGGUGCUGCUUGGGGGAGCGCUGUGUGAUUUAUAGCUGGGGAGAGUUUUCUUUUUUCCAUAGAUAAUAUCUGAAGGGUGCUCUGGAACUCGGUGCGUGCGCUGUGAAGGGUGUAGCUGCUAUCUGAAAACUCCACAGUACCCGAGCUGUUAGCUGAAGGAAGCUGCAGCUCCUCUACUGAAGUUUUCUAAUGAAGACAAUUUGCUUAAAGCUUAAGAACUAGAAGCAGUGAAGAAAAGGUUGAGGAAUGUAAACAAAAUGUCAGAUAACUAAACCAUAAUUGUCUUGCAGCAAUUAGUAAAGAAUAAAACCUCGAAAUCAUGGGUUCAUGCUCGAUCUUAUAAAUGCCAAAUCCGAGAGUGCGAUCGCAUGCCACUUGGAAAGGCCCCAAAGCUGCAGCUGGAGUAUCUUUAUCUUCACUUGCUUUUCCUUCUCAAAUCUGCCAGCCGCUUUCUGUUAGAAGCUGGUGUGCGUUGAAGAAGCUGUAAGCCGAGAAGAUAAAGUGCCUUCCUACAGCUGUAGCGGCAGAGCUGCUGUGAAUAUGUCAUAUUUCUAUCUAUCUUGUGCAACUGCUCGGUAACUUAUCAAGCCUGACUGAAAGAUACACUGUAAAAUGCAUCCAGGAGCUUGUGGAGCGUGUAUGAGAGCGCUGACUGAUGCUGGAAUGCCUUUGGCUCAGGCUGUAGCGAUUCUCCAGAAACACUGUCGCAUUAUCAAGAACGUCCAAGUUCUCUACAGCGAGCAGUCACCUCUUAGCCACGACCUCAUCCUUAACCUGACUCAGGAUGGAAUCAAACUGCUGUUUGAUGCUUUCAAUCAGAGACUUAAGGUGAUUGAAGUUUAUGACUUGACUAAGGUGAAGUUAAAAUAUUGUGGUGUCCAUUUUAACUCUCAGGCAAUUGCUCCAACCAUAGAACAAAUUGAUCAGUCGUUUGGAGCAACGCAUCCAGGAGUGUAUAAUUCAGCUGAACAACUCUUUCACCUCAAUUUCAGAGGACUGUCGUUUUCUUUUCAGCUAGACUCCUGGACUGAAACUCCAAAGUACGAGCCUAACUUUGCGCAUGGUCUGGCUUCUCUGCAAAUUCCACAUGGAGCAACUGUGAAACGCAUGUACAUCUACAAUGGGAACAGCCUGCAGGAUACCAAGGCUCCCUUGAUGCCCCUCAGCUGUUUCCUUGGCAAUGUGUAUGCUGAGAAUGUCGAUGUGCUGAGAGAUGGGACUGGACCCUCAGGUUUACGGCUUCGCCUACUCACUGCAGGCUGUGGCCCAGGUGUGUUAGCCGAUGCCAAGAUGCGGGUAUUUGAGCGCUGCGUGUACUUCGGCGACUCGUGCCAGGAUGUGCUGAGCACUCUGGGUUCUCCGCACAAAGUUUUCUACAAGUCUGAAGAUAAGAUGAAAAUCCACUCACCCUCGCCCCAUAAGCAGGUCCCAUCGAAGUGCAAUGACUACUUCUUCAAUUAUUUCACACUUGGAGUGGAUAUUCUCUUUGAUGCAAACACUCACAAGGUGAAGAAAUUCGUCUUGCAUACAAAUUAUCCUGGUCAUUACAACUUUAACAUCUACCAUCGCUGUGAAUUCAAGAUUCCACUAGUCAUUAAGCGAGAUAGCGCCGAUUCGCAGACUGAAACAUGUACGACGUACAGUAAGUGGGACAGUAUUCAGGACCUCCUGGGGCACCCUGUAGAGAAGCCAGUGGUACUUCACAGGUCGUCAUCUCCGAACAACACUAACCCGUUUGGGUCAACCUUUUGCUUUGGACUGCAACGAAUGAUCUUUGAGGUGAUGCAGAAUAAUCAUAUAGCUUCUGUUACUCUGUAUGGCCCAACAAGGCCCAGCAGCCAGUUGAGAACAUCGGACCUUCCCCAGUGAGCAUCCCCUGCAAAGUCAGCUAAUCUAAAUGCUACAGAAUUAGUACAGCGUGCCUUGAUUUGCUGCCACUUAUAAUACGGAAAGCACGUUAUGAUUUUUGUUUCUUUUCAAUGAGCCUUUCCACCCAGAAGCAGCGUGGAAAGGAAAUUCUCUCAACCCUUCAUCAUGGGGCGUGGAACUGUUGAUGGAGGAAAGCAGCUUUGGUGCCUGUGCCGUCAUCUGUUCCUCUCGGUUGCCCUCAUCCUACGCAGCACAGAGCUGGAGAGUGUCCCCCGUCUCCGCCAGCAGAAGGGGGACGUGGGAGGGGGACACGUAAUGACUGCAAGAGUUGGAAGCACAAACUUUCUGAGCCUUGGAGCAUCUGGAAGCAGGUAUUGAUUUUAGUCUGUUUGUGUUACUGUAUUGAUGUGGUGGUCACAUUUUAAGAAAACGUAUGCGUGUACAUAUAUAGAUAUAAACACAUUGAUAUUUCUGUGGCUUAGGACAUCGUACCAAGUGUGACAAGGAUGUAUAUAUGUCCAUGAUUUCAGGCACCACAUCUUCGUGUAACUUUAAACCAAGCAAGUAGCAUGUGCAUAAUACUUGGUUGUAACAUUUGCACUACAUACACUUUAAUUACUUGAUAAAUGUUUAUCUUCACUGAGGAGCAUCUGUGUACUGGGCGUGAGUGGGGUGUGAUGGUUAUUUAAUGUACGCUGCGCAUAAAGCUUAUUUAUACAGUGGAUGGAGUUAAUCCACCUUCCUGCACUAAUACGUACUUGAUGUGCUGAAACCAUUUUUUUUCUGCCAUGACUGGUUUACUGAUUUUUUUCAUAUGCAAUUUCAAAAAACACAAUUCUGGAAGAGGUUAUUUCUGUGAUUGAAUUACGUUUUAGUGAUGAGGUUUGGUACAGUGUUUCUUACUCUGGAAAAAAUGGAUGAAGAAAUAGCAUUGCCUCACAUCUCUCCGUUCCCGACCCCUUUUUUUCGUACUAUUUUCUCAGAGAGUGAGAAGUUGUAUCUAAUGGUAUCUCAGAAAGAAUUCCCCAAGCUCUGCCAUCACCACAAACACCUUUUCUGUCACUUUUGAUGUACGAUUUUAAUUUAUGCCAAAGGUUUAGCCAAAGACAUCCUUCUUGUCGUUCCACCGUUCCUGUACGUAGAUGCUAACCGCACACCCCACCCCAGCAGACAGGACAUAGGCUUCUUUCUAGUUGGGAGAUGCUGCUCGCAAUGUGUUAUCCCAGGAGGAUACUUUAGGUUUCUAGUUCUCUUAUCAGUCUUAUUUGGGGGAAAAAGGUGGUCUGUCUUUGAAAUAUUGAACCCUUUUUAAAAAUGGACAAGAGAAAUGUAUAAUUUUAUCCCAUUUUUAAUAUUUUGGUGUAGCAACUUGUGAUACAUAGAUGACAAUUUUGUGAGUUUUACUAUGUGUGUACAGAUUUUGUAAAUAUGACAUUUUUGUAAUUUUAACUCCAUGUACAGUGUAAUCCUGUAUAGUUUAUCAACGAAUGCGAGAUAGGAAAUCGAAUGUUAACAAGUUUUGGAUCUUGGACCAGUAGCAGGGAUAAAUGUGGUGUGUGUGUGAGACGUUCUUUGCCAUUUAGUCUUCCUGUAUACUGUGAUACUCUAAAAUGUUUUGCUAAAACAAACAAAAAAAAGCCACGCGGAGAAUCUAAUGGAUAAGGAAAAAGUUAUUGUUUACCUUUAUCCCUAGGUGUCACUCCUGUUGAAUCCCUGUUCAAUCUGUGCUGUCUCCUGUGAUCAUUGCUUGCUAAGAAAAUUCUAUGCCUCAACCUUCCUUUUGUUUCCUCUCUAAUUUUAAUUUCAUUUUACAUAGCCCUUCUGUAAAUUAAAUGGAAUAAUAAUGAGCAUGUACACUGAAAGAAAAAUAAAACGAGACUCUCAGUUACUGUUUUUGUGUUAAAUACAGUUACUGGGUGUUUUUGUAAUAAAAUCAUGGAUGUUCCUGCA
Molecule: messenger RNA, 6091 nt
Organism: Numida meleagris (helmeted guineafowl)
Lineage: Eukaryota; Metazoa; Chordata; Aves; Galliformes; Numididae
Gene: PHAF1
Product: chromosome 10 C16orf70 homolog
Exons: 16
Coding region: 2885-4141 (418 amino acids)
Biological process (GO): Golgi to plasma membrane protein transport
Cellular component (GO): trans-Golgi network; dendrite; synaptic vesicle membrane
Source: RefSeq, a predicted model, not a curated record